Molecule: messenger RNA, 2833 nt
Organism: Cynoglossus semilaevis (tongue sole)
Lineage: Eukaryota; Metazoa; Chordata; Actinopteri; Pleuronectiformes; Cynoglossidae
Product: transmembrane protease serine 2-like
Biological process (GO): proteolysis
Cellular component (GO): membrane
Molecular function (GO): serine-type endopeptidase activity; protein binding
Source: RefSeq, a predicted model, not a curated record
CUGUAGUGAAAACACUGAUAAUAUCUGAUAUAUUUGUGAUGAUGGUUUUCACAGGUCCUGAAAAACAACUGAAGUUGAAACAACAAUUUUUCCAGACAUGGAAAAACCAGUGGAAAAGGAGAAUAAACUGUAGUGACAUUUUCAUCUGUCUUCUCUGGCUCCCCCUGCAGGACGGCCACUCAAAGACAAAAAGAUGCCGAUGGAGUGUGGGGUGUGAGCAGGCGGGCAAACACAGCAGGAGGGUGAGGUGUGAGGAGGAACGUCACUUCAGUCCUGGGGCUGGGAGGAACUGCUCUGAGUUAUCCACAGGUGGAUUCUACUGCACUCAUCUGUCAGGGAAAAUGAAGACCAAUCUGAUUCUGGACACAGGUCGGUGUUUCAUCCACGAAGACCGUGACUGGAGAGGUUCUGCACCGCCACGGGCAGAUGUGAUGCCCCAGUAUGUCCACCACUUGGCCUCCAAACCUCCACCUGAGGUCAGCCCCCCCACCACCAAACGUAAAGAUUUCAAACACAGGUGUGUGAAGUUCACAGUGACGGCUGUCGUCUGCCUGCUCCUCCUGCUCCUGGUCACUGGGAUCCUCCUGGCCUAUUACUAUUCCUCCCCCUGUGCACACGGACGUCAGUGUGGUGAUGGGAGCUGUGUGUGGGAGUCUGAGUGGUGUGAUGGGGUCAGGGACUGUCCUGCUGGUCAGGACGAAGCCAACUGUGGUAAAAACACUGAUUAUUUAUGUGUGUGUGUGUGUGUACAGACAAUGCAGAUGUACUCGUCCCAGACCGACAGCUGGAGCAGCGUCUGCUCUCAGGACUGGACGCAGCAGCAGAGCAGAUCCAGCUGCAGGAGCCUGGGCUACAGCAGAGACACUUAUUAUAAAUCAGGCGAACAGACGAGCGACUCUGAUGAAGGAUUUCUAAAGGUGAAGUCUGGUUUGAACCCUGAUUCUUUCAUCCUCCAGCAGCUCGUUCACAGCAAAGUUUGUCCCAACAACAGUGUGGUGACUCUACAGUGUACUGACUGCGGCAGAGGAGUGAACUCCAGCAGGUCCUUGGGGGCCCAGCCGGCCUCCCCAGGCUCCUGGCCCUGGCACGUCAGUCUGCAGCGUUCAGGCUCUCACCGCUGUGGAGGAGCUCUUAUCUCCCCCUACUGGAUACUGACUGCAGCACACUGUGUGGUCAGAGCCUCUGACCCUGCUGCCUGGGCCGUGUACACUGGUGUCGUGGAUCCACUGGGCUCUCUGUUCAACCCUGCCCGGUCCGUGAGUCACGUCAUCGCACAUCAAGACUACAACCACCUGACCCGCACCAAUGACGUCGCUCUGAUGAGGCUCAGCAAAGCAGUGGACUCUACAGGCUCCAGUCAGGUCAGACCUGUCUGCCUCCCGGCCGCCGGUCUGAACUUCGCUGCUCCCCAGACAGGUUGGAUCACGAGAUAUGUUCUCACUACAGCUGGAGACUUUUCAUCUGCUCACCUGACAGAGACUCAAGUCUCUCUCAUUGAUAUUUCAAAGUGCAACAGCUCCACAGCCUACGGUGGCAAACUGUCACAGGACAUGCUGUGUACCAGAGAGACAGAAGCAGGAACAAACAAGUGCCAUGUCGACAGUGGGGGUCCUCUGGUGUCGCUGACCGACGGCCUGUGGUGGCUGGUAGGGGACAGUAUUUGGGGUGAAAACUGUGUCCAGACCAACAAGCCUGGAGUUUUUGGAAAUGUCACAUUUUUUCUAGAGUGGAUUCAGGAUCAGAUGAAGAAGCAUCAAGAUGACUGAAGGGAGGAGCGGAAAUGUUUGAUAUUUACUCCACAUAUUCAAGUAAUCAAGUCAGUAACUUAUAUUCUGUGAAGUAUUCUUGUUAUUGUAGUACAGUAUUGUCGUAGUUUUAGAUGGUUUUGUUUUGAAAAAGGGUCUUGAAAGUUAGGAUCAUAAACCUGUAAAAAUAGACACACUGCUAUAUACUGUGUAUAAAACAGUUUAUUAUUAUUUAACUAGUCUUUUAGAAAUUUACACUGUAAUUAUGUUUUUGAUACCAAACUGUGCAAAUAAUACACACAUUAAUAUACUUGUUUUUUAACUUUUAACAUACUGUAUUCAAAAAAAGAAAAAGGGAGAACCCAAAAUAUCAUAAUCCUCAUGCAGUACUGCUGCAUGCCCUGCAGAGGUCGUGGACUCCCCGUGGAAACCUCUGGUUUAAAUAUAAUAAAGCCGCUUCAUAUUUUGCAAUUCUAUUCUGUUCUGAAUGUCCGUUCUAUGCAAAUAUGUGGAUUUUCAUUCACGUUUGGGAGGUCCCAUGUGUAGACACUAGAGGUCGCCAAUAAACCACAUCCAGUUUUUCUUCCCUAUCUCAGUAACUCAUGACUCGUGACAAAUACAUUUUCAUUUGAUCAUAGAUUUUUAUUAACAGCUCAAAUAAAAUUUGGCACAUGGAGAAAACAAAUAAAGACAUAUAAAUAACCAAACAUUCAAGUUUACAAUCAAUGGAACAUUUUUUCUAUUUUUACAUUUUGGCAAAGAGUGAUAAGUUCAUGCAGCUCAAAUCACAGGAUUGUCGGCUCAAAAGGCAACAACUGGUUUCAUGUCCAUUGUGCAACAGUCUCUGGAUUUUAAGGCAUUGUGUAGUUUCUUUUAUUUUCAUACAUCCCAUAGAAACGUGCAGUCCGCAGGACACAGUGGUGCAAUCAUCACCGAUUUGGCUUCUAAAGUCAUUUUGUGUCAGUUGUAUAAAUAAGAAUUUUCUAACGUCUAAAUGUAAAUACACUGUGUGCUGUUGGUGUUCGUAUGAAAACACCUUGAACAGAGUUGUAGGAAUAUUGAUCUUCAUUACACAUUACACUGAUUGA